Molecule: messenger RNA, 1307 nt
Organism: Cynara cardunculus var. scolymus (artichoke)
Lineage: Eukaryota; Viridiplantae; Streptophyta; Magnoliopsida; Asterales; Asteraceae
Exons: 4
Coding region: 263-1066 (267 amino acids)
Source: RefSeq, a predicted model, not a curated record
GAUCACUUGGGAACCGAAACCUUCUUCGGCUCUUUUGACACGCCCACGCUACCAGAAUUCUCAAUCCUCCAUAUCUUUCAAGCAAUGGCCAAUUGAGGUUGAUGUGUGGAUUAGUUGGAAUCCAAUGUUGUUCAAAUAAUGUGCAUCUGCUAGCAUGAUAUUUUUAGUGUAUAAACAUUAUCUGGUGCAAGAUUCUUAAGCGUUUGAUCCUUCAAUUGCAUCUUAUGAAGUAAUUCUAUGGGGGCAGGUUGACUAACUCUGGAUGGUUCAACAAACUGAUUCUAAGUUCAGUGAGUACGUUCUGGCAAAUUCAGAAACUGGUUUUCCAAAUCAUGAUAAGAAGACAGCUUUGAGAGAUUUGCAAAAUGAAAAUAGGAAUAUGGGCUUCAAAUCAGAUGGAAGCUCUCUUUUGAAAGACAAUGGGCCUGCUGUUGAAGCUGUUAAGGUUUCUGGCACUAAAAGACCCCAACCCGAGUGUACAAUGAGAUCUCCUCACCAACAAACGCCUGUCAGUAAUAACGGACAUCUUGUGUAUGUCCGCAGGAAGACUGAAUCAGAACAACAUAAAAAUAGCAACUGUAACAAAGCAAAUGAUCAACCUAAGAAACUAUAUGAGCAUGAUGAAAAGAAUCAUGGACAAUAUCCGACAAAUGAUUCUACAAUAUGUACUCGCAAAAAUAUUUCUGAGCCAAAGACUUCUGAAGGCGUUUCCUCUACAGCACCUUUAGUCACUCUUGAUUCUGGAAAGUCCAAUAUAACUUCGCCCGUGACAGAUUCCAGUUGUCUUAAAUUGGAUAAUCCUAGGGGAUUAAAUAUUCCGCAUUGGGAAGAACGAUAUUUACGAUUGCAGAACUUUUUAAAGGCCUUGGAUCUGUCAAACCAAGAUGAUUAUCACCAGAUGCUUCGCUCUCUUUCCUCAGUUGGCCUUAGCAGAAUUGCUGUUGAACUAGAAAAGAGAUCAAUUCAGCUCUCCUUGGAGGAAGCACGAGAGGUCCAACGUGCAAAACUUGUGGACGUGUUGGAUAAAUUUCCAAGAAGUGUUGGAGAACACCAGUCAACGAAGUGAAGCGGCAUGGUCUUGGUCAAGUCAAUUAUGCAUCCGAAUGAAGCCCGCGAGUUUGUCAUCUUCCCAACCUCUCUUGUAUUAUUCUGGUUAGCUCUUCCUGCUCAACACCUUAGUUUCCUUGCUCGUCAAACUUGACCAAUUGUGUGGUUAAAGUUCUGUUUGUGUAGCUUUAUUUAGUGUUCUUUUCUCCCCUGAAAAAUAGUCGAUGCAAUUGUUAAUAGUUACUAUCUUUUUUCCUUUC